Molecule: messenger RNA, 1671 nt
Organism: Lipotes vexillifer (Yangtze River dolphin)
Lineage: Eukaryota; Metazoa; Chordata; Mammalia; Artiodactyla; Lipotidae
Source: RefSeq, a predicted model, not a curated record
UGUGCUUCAAGAAUGGACAGAAAAUGUGGGAAAUACGUAGUGAUGGAACACUCUGGAAACCAGCCUAUGAGUAUUGGUGGCACCACCGUGCCAUUCCCGAACCUUGGAAACGAUGAAGCUCAGAGUUCAGCCUGUAAGUUUGCAACAUCAAUUGAUGUAACUGGUGAUGCUGGUCCCAAUUUAAAUGACAUCUGCAUCAACAGAGGGACCCUUGGACUUGCAAAAUUUCCAAACAGAGAAUCCCAACAUUUUCAGGUGACACGAAAUUUGUUUAGUGGCUGGUCUCUGUGGAAAAUAUUCCUGGCUUGUCUCUUAGCUUCUGUGAUAACAGUGGCAAUUGGAGUACUCAUAGUGUCUCUGGUGUAUAAUGGGAAAAAUAAUAAUGCCCCCAUUUUUAUACAACUUACUCAAAACCAGGGGACAAUCUCAUUGACUGAAACAGGCUCAUCUGAUAGUUCCAAAACUACAGUUGCCACUAGCACAAUAGAUUCUACCACAACAUCCGGUACCAUGACUACCAUCACUGAGCACACUUCAACGGAACUUACAAGUAUACCAACCACUGAUUCCACAGAAACCACAAUUGCAACAGACGCCACUUCAACUGCAAAAACGAUCACAGAUAUAACUGAGGGUAUGACCAAAACAGCCACCACUGCUUCCACCACUUCUCCUGAGACUAUGACUACCACAGUUGCCACCACCACACCUCAACCAACUACCACGACAACGACUACAACUACCACAGUUGCCACCACCACACCUCGACCAGCUACCACGACAACAGCCGGCACUACCACUGAGUUGCCACCACCACACCUCGACCAGCUACCACGACAACAGCCGGCACUACCACUGAGGCUGAAACCACAACAGACACAACUGAUUCGUCCACUUAGACUACAACUACCACAGUUGCCACCACCACACCUCGACCAGCUACCACGACAACAGCCGGCACUACCACUGAGGCUGAAACCACAACAGACACAACUGAUUCGUCCACUUAGACUACAACUACCACAGUUGCCACCACCACACCUCGACCAGCUACCACGACAACAGCCGGCACUACCACUGAGGCUGAAACCACAACAGACACAACUGAUUCGUCCACUUAGACUACAACUACCACAGUUGCCACCACCACACCUCGACCAGCUACCACGACAACAGCCGACUACAACUACCACAGUGGCCACCACCACAACUCAACCAACUACCACAACAACGGCUGGCACUACCACUGAGGCUGAAACCACAACAGACACAACUGCUUCCACCACUUCUACUGAGACCACGACUACCACAGUGGCCACCACUUCAGCUGAACCAGCUAGCACAACUACUGUUAGUACCAUGGGUGAUUCCAAUACAUUCCAGAGUCCAUAUGACCAUGAAGUUCAGAGUUCAGCAUGUCAAUUUCCACUGUCAGUGGAUGUCAGUGGUGAGGUUUGUACCAGUGUCACUGCUGCCUGCAUCAGUCCAGAGAGACAAUUCCAAUAUGGAGAGCAAAGGAACCUGCAACCACCACAGCAGACAACUCCACCACUUAUGGCAACUGAACCUGUUGCCAUAAAGCCCACUACCACCAUGUCCCCUGAACCUGCAACCAACACAGUUUCAGCUGAACCUAUAGACACCAACUGCCACAACCUCCACUUCAGCUGA